AUGCUUGCAGAACAGAAAGCAUCGUUGCCCAAACGAGAGCUCGAGGCGAAUUGGAGACGUUGUAGCGCGGCAGUCUCGAAAGUGCAGAAGACAUUGUUGCUCAUCUCCGCUUUGAGGAGGCAAGCUCGAGGCUACCAGUCGCCCUCGGAUUGGCAUCCGUUGCACCAGGUCGCUUUGGGCACUUGCAACAUUGAAGGGCGGGAGCAAGACUCAAGAUGCCUGGCAACAACAGCCUCAUUUCAGCUGGAAAAGAGGGCAUUCUGGAUUGAAACUGAGGCUGCUGUCGAAGUAGGCAGAAGCAGGCGAACCAUAAAAUCACUUUUUCCGAUUGCUACGGCGACAAACAUGUCAUGUGAAAUGGCCGGUAAAGUGACUCGUGCUUGUAGUUCACCGACGCUGACGACGGGGACUACUUGUUGCUCUGUUGUCAUCGGAUGCUGCCACGAGAUUGUAGGCGGACCCAGUCUACGAAGCAGCAUCGUCGCGUUUCAGUGCAAGCAGACUUGA
Molecule: messenger RNA, 507 nt
Organism: Protopolystoma xenopodis
Lineage: Eukaryota; Metazoa; Platyhelminthes; Monogenea; Polystomatidea; Polystomatidae
Source: the annotation of a GenBank genome assembly